Euleptes europaea (tarantolino) is the source of this 1054-nucleotide messenger RNA. RefSeq names its product epidermal differentiation-specific protein-like. The record is from RefSeq and is a predicted model, not a curated record. Bases 56 to 1054 code for a protein of 332 amino acids. Gene Ontology annotation, biological process: lens development in camera-type eye; visual perception. Lineage: Eukaryota; Metazoa; Chordata; Lepidosauria; Squamata; Sphaerodactylidae. Gene Ontology annotation, molecular function: structural constituent of eye lens. The transcript has a single exon.
UUCUGCAAAGGAAAAGCUGCUUUCCAUUUCAUAGCUCCUCACCAAAAAGUGUAAGAUGAAUAAAAUUAUUGUUUAUGAAUAUGUAGACUUUAAAGGACUCCAUAGAGAAUUUACUUCAGAUGUUCCUGACCUACACAAUGUGGACUUUGGGGACUGCAUCUCCUCCCUUAAGGUGAUUGGACAACCAUGGCUGACCUUUAGUGACUCAAACUACAAAGGUCUGGCCCAUCCAUAUGAAGAAGGAGAAUAUAACCACAUCAGCCGAAAUGAUGUCAUUUCUUCUCUCCAGCUAGUGAGUGAAGACCUGGAACAUCCUCAGAUUACGCUGUUUGACAAACCAGAUUUUAAAGGGGCAAACAAAAUAAUAACAGAGGAAACCAACCUGACUUAUGGGUAUUUCAAUGAUAAGGCAUCUUCCCACAUUGUCCAGAAAGGUGUCUGGCUCUUGUAUGAACAUGGAGAUAGAAAAGGCUGGGAAUACAUUGCUCGGGAAGGAAAUAAACUUCCAAAUUACGAAUCAGUGUUUCGUCUGAAUAAGAAGUGUUCCUAUGUGUAUCCCCUUAAAGGUGGUCAGCCCGUAAUCAUUUCCAACAUCUUAUGGGAUCACAAGAAAGUAGAGAGUGAGAGGAAUGUAGUGAUUGAUGAGAUAAAUGGUGUCAACAACACGGAUUUUGAGCAGAUAUUUACCACCACUUCCAGCAAAACCUAUGAAUCAUCCACUAGCCAUAGUUUCAAAUUAAAAACUUCGGCUCUUAAAUUAGAUGGGAGCUUCUACUUAAGGAUUGAUCCAAGUACUAAUAUCUUGGUGGAAAAAGGAAGUAUAGACUCUGUCACCAAAGACAAAGUUGAGGUAAUCUUGCCAGCCAAGAUCCCACCACAUUCAGAACUGAAUAUCCGUGUGAUCAUGAAGUUGGUCACUGCUUCUGUUCCUGUGGAACUGACCAUUACCAGGAAUGGGAAAUCAAAGACAGAAUGUGGAGAAUAUCGUAGUGUCUCAGGAAGCUCCAUCAGUGCCAAAUACAUUAUGAAGCCAGUUGAGAAGAAAACAGACUAA